This is a messenger RNA of Platichthys flesus (European flounder), 1028 nucleotides long. Its product is annotated as dnaJ homolog subfamily B member 13-like. Gene Ontology annotation, cellular component: cytosol. Gene Ontology annotation, molecular function: protein-folding chaperone binding. Lineage: Eukaryota; Metazoa; Chordata; Actinopteri; Pleuronectiformes; Pleuronectidae. The record is from RefSeq and is a predicted model, not a curated record. The transcript has 8 exons. Bases 69 to 1010 code for a protein of 313 amino acids.
AAACCAACAUCAACAACCGCUGCUUCGUGACUUAAUGUCGCUCUGAGUUUUUAACAUUAACUUCCACCAUGGCUGACGACUACUACCAAACACUGGAGAUAAACAAAAACGCGACAGACGCGGAUAUCAAAAAGGCAUAUCGACGUCUCGCGUUGAAGUUUCACCCAAAGAGCAGCAAAGAAGCAGGAAGCACAGAGAGGUUCAGUCAGCUGGGGGAAGCCUACGAGGUUCUCAGCGACCCUCGGAAAAAGGCAACAUAUGACAAAUUUGGUUUGGAGGGACUAAAGGGUGGGAUUCCACCUGAGUUUGGCCGAGGUGGGGCCUGGUCCUCCAAAUAUGCCUACCACGGGGAUCCAGAAAAAACAUUUAAACAGUUCUUUGGAGGUGACAACCCAUUUGCAGUAGACUUCUAUACAAAUGAUGUACCGCUUCAGUUUGGUGGCCUGCAAUCAGUCGUGGUGAAGACACAAGACCCCCCAAUAGAGAGAGACCUGCAUUUGUCCCUGGAUGAUCUGUUCCUCGGGUGCACAAAAAAGAUUAAGAUAUCACGCAGGGUUAUGAAUGAGGGUGGAUACACAUCUAGUAUCAAAGACAAGAUCCUCUCUAUAGAUGUUAAUCCUGGAUGGAAAGAAGGCACAAGAAUUGUUUUCUCCAAAGAGGGAGAUCAGGGACCCAACAGCAUCCCUGCAGAUAUUGUGUUCAUAGUGCGGCAGAAGAGUCAUCCUCUGUUUGAAAGACAAGAUGAUGAUCUGAUCUACAAGACCCAAAUCUCUCUGGAGAUGGCCUUGACUGGCUUCUCUGUGAAUGUGCCGACAAUAGAUGGAAGGCUACUCAAUAUUCCCAUCAACGACAUUGUGCACCCUAGAUACAGUAAAGUGGUGCCCGGAGAGGGAAUGCCACUUUUCCAGGAUCCUUCACAGAGAGGAGACCUCAUUAUUCACUUUGACAUCCAGUUCCCCGAGAAGCUCUCCGUUGACAGAAAGCAUCUGAUCAAAAAAGCCUUGAAAUAAAUAUCUAUCACAUUUUAA